Molecule: messenger RNA, 1170 nt
Organism: Centruroides sculpturatus (bark scorpion)
Lineage: Eukaryota; Metazoa; Arthropoda; Arachnida; Scorpiones; Buthidae
Exons: 1
Coding region: 1-1170 (389 amino acids)
Source: RefSeq, a predicted model, not a curated record
AUGGAAUACCUUUUAAAAAGCCUCCCAGACACGCAGAAGGAAUAUUACAGAUGGAUGUCCUCGAUAAAUAUCAGGAAAGCUAAGGAGCAGCAAGAAAUUAUAGAGCUCAGGGACAAGCUGAGACGUACUGCUAGAUGGAUGCGAGGGAACGGAGUGAUUCUCACCAGAGCUGAUAAGUUCAGAACACUAGUCUUCAUGAAACGCAGCUCAUACCAGCAGGGUUUGAGGGAAUACAUUGAUAAUACAAUGUGCGAGAAAGAAAAGGACGAUGUAAUCGACAAACUACAUGCUAAGGUUAGACGCCUCGCUGACUCUAAAUUAGCCAAGCGCCUGGCACUACACGACAUAAUAGUCGAUUCACCAGACGUACCUAGACUUUUCGCCUACGCUAAAACACAUAAGACGGACCAACAGUUACGCCCGAUCGUAGGCAAGGUAAGGGCGCCCACACGAAAGCUUGAGAAAGCCAUACACAACCUCCUAACUCCCCAUCUAGAAAACUACCACUACAACGUAAAUAAACCGACCGACCUCAUCCGCUUCCUACAAGAUCUACCCUCCCCACCACGUUUUAUGACAGGCCUGGACUUCAAAUCUAUGUACCCCUCAAUAGAGCUACCUCCAGCCUUCUGCUCCCUCAGAGAUUUUUUGUUUAAUACAGUUCAAGACCAAGCACUACACCAACAGGUACUCGAGGUGGCCCAUCUGGCGUGUUACGACUCUGUUUUUAGGUUCGGCGACACUAUCUACCGGCAGAAAAAGGGUGUACCGAUGGGUAGCCCACUCUCGGGCGACCUCUGUGAAAUGGUCGUCAGACAGCUCGAAAGUAAGGCCCUCCCACCUUUCCUUCCUAGCAUCCUGAUUUAUAAAAGAUACGUGGACGACAUUCUUAUCGUAUGGAGAGAGGUCUCCUACAUGACAUCUUUCGUCAGAACCGUCAACCCUUUCGGCCUAACCGUUGAACUGGAGCAAGCUAGUACAGAAGUCCAUUUCCUCGACAUUGGAAUAAAAAUAGUAGGAUCCACCAUCCACACGGCCGUAUACCCAAGCCCUCAUCCACCCCCACGUACAUACCAGCCGAUUCUUCUGACCCGUUCCCGUACAAGGCAGCCGCCUUUAGGGCUCUGGUGGACAGAGCAUUUUCACACUCAUCCACCAAGCAAGCCCUAA